GCGGUGCCCUGGCCGCUAGCUGUGGGUUGGGUAGGGAUGCUCCUCCGGCUCUUGGGGGAGUGGGUAGGGCGAUGGUCCGCGGUCCUCCUGCGUCCGUCCUAGAUUCCCGCUUUGGACUUGGUGACCGAAUUGGAAGGCGCGGCGUGGAUUACUGCCACAGCACUCUGUUCCGGGAAGAUGCCGCUGACCUUUCGGGAAGAUGUGUCGGAGCAGCCCCGGGGUGGAAUAUUUGCAGGGGUGAAGCAGGUUAUGAUAUCGCGAGUCUUGACAUGUUGAAGUCGUACAGGGGCUGUUACCUAUAUGCGUUUCAAGUAUGGACUGUAUGCCCCCUGACACCUAACAUUGGGUCGUGAAUCAGGGUUCCGUGAGCACAGAAAAAGCAGAGCCCCUCCGGGUCACCGGGGAGUAGAAGCAGUCCGGUUUUUCGAGACCAUCGUCUUCUGGAGCUGGCAGUUCCAAAAGGGAGCUGAGGCUCUGGCUGCUUCACUGUCAGAGGCUGGAGAACAUGAGGAGGCGGCCUGGGACCUCAAAGCUCCAGCCCUGCUCUGAGAGGGAAAGCACGUGAUGGCAGCCAUGCCCUUGACCGCCCGGCCCCAGGUGAGCUGUGGCUCCUUCAGCUCUUCCUCCGAACAGUUUCAAACUGAAGCAAACCGAGAAGGGAAGCUGAAGUCGGUGACCUUCGAGGACGUGGCUGUGUACUUCACCCAGACGGAAUGGGAUGGCCUGUCCCCUGCACAGAGGGCCCUGUACAGGGAUGUGAUGCUGGAGAAUUAUGGGAAUGUGGCCUCCCUGGGAUUUUCGAUUCUCAAACCUGCUGUGAUCUCACAACUGGAGGGAGCAGGUGAGCUGGGGCGCCCAUCUCCACUGCUGGCUGGAACAGAAAUAGGCCCCCAGGGCCUCUGGACUGUAGAUAUUGAUAUCCAGACUGACAAUAAUUUGACAAAGGAAGUGUUUGAAGAAAAACACAAUACAUCAUUUGAACUUCAGAGGCACUUUUCCCAGGGGAUGGACUUUUCAGAAGCCUGUAUUCUAAAGAAAGAGCAGGAAGUCCAUUUAGUAGGAAGCAUGAAGAAAGAAAAUAACGUCAUAGAUGGAACAGCGAAAGACAACACAAGCCCUGUGGAGGAGUGUUUGUUUAGUCAGAGUCCAAACUUGGGUCAGUGUCACGUCGUCAGCCCUGGAGAGCAGCCUCCUGAAUGUAUAGGAUUGGAGAGAGCCUUCAGCUUUGACACAAAACUUAUUCAGCAUGAAAUAAUAAAUUCUGGGGAAAGACCUUUUAAAUGUGAAGAAUUAGUGGAAACCUUCAGGUGUAACUCUGAGCAUCAAGAUGGCCACACUGGGGAGAAGCCCUAUCGGUGUAAAGAGUGUGGCAAAGCCUUUAGCAUUAAUGCAAAAUUAAUUUGGCAUCAGAGACUUCAUAGUGGGGAGAAACCCUUCAAAUGUGUGGAGUGUGGGAAAAGCUUCAGUUAUAGUUCCCAUUAUAUCACACAUCAGACAAUCCACAGCGGGGAGAAGCCCUAUCAGUGCAAGGUAUGUGGGAAAGCCUUCAGCGUGAAUGGGAGUCUAAGUCGGCAUCAGAGAAUCCAUACAGGAGAGAAGCCCUAUCAGUGCAAAGAGUGUGGGAGUGGCUUCACCUGUAGCUCUGCAUACAUCACGCACCAGAGGGUCCACACUGGAGAGAAGCCCUAUGAGUGCAAAGACUGUGGGAAAGCUUUCAACGUGAAUGCAAAAUUAAUUCAACAUCAGAGGAUCCACACUGGAGAGAAACCUUACGAGUGUAAUGAGUGUGGGAAAGGCUUCAGGUGCAGCUCCCAGCUGCGGCAGCAUCAGAGCGUCCACACUGGGGAGAAGCCCUAUCAGUGUAAGGAGUGUGCAAAAGCCUUCAGUAAUAAUGCAAAACUCAUUCAGCAUCAAAGAAUCCACACAGGCGAGAAGCCCUAUGAGUGUACUGAAUGUGGAAAAGCCUUUAGUGUCAAAGGGAAGUUAAUCCAGCACCAGAGAAUUCACACAGGUGAGAAACCCUAUGGGUGUAACGAAUGUGGGAAAGCCUUCAGGUGUAACUCCCAGCUGCGGCAGCAUCUGAGAAUCCACACCGGGGAAAAGCCCUAUGAGUGCAGUGAGUGUGGAAAGGCCUUCAGCGUUAAUGCAAAACUAAUGCAGCAUCAGAGGAUUCAUACUGGGGAGAAACCCUUUGAGUGUAACGAGUGUGGGAAAUGCUUUACUUCUAAAAGAAACCUGCUCGAUCAUCACCGAAUCCAUACUGGAGAAAAGCCUUAUCAGUGUAAGGAAUGUGGGAAAGCCUUCAGUAUCAAUGCCAAACUAACGAGGCAUCAGAGAAUACACACUGGGGAGAAACCUUUCAAAUGUAUGGAAUGUGAAAAAGCAUUUAGCUGUAGUUCUGACUAUAUUGUACAUCAGAGGAUCCAUACUGGAGAGAAACCCUUUCAGUGUAAGGAGUGUGGAAAGGCCUUCCACGUUAAUGCCCAUUUAAUUCGGCACCAGAGAAGCCACACUGGGGAGAAACCGUUCAGAUGUGUGGAGUGUGGCAAAGGGUUCAGCUAUAGUUCUGACUGUAUUAUACAUCAGACUGUCCAUACUUGGAAGAAACCCUACGUGUGUAACAUGUGUGGGAAAGCCUUCAGGUUUAGCUUCCAACUUGCUCAGCAUCAGAGUGUCCAUAGUGAAGGAAAAUCCUAAUGAGAAGGAUGUGGAAAACUCUCAAAGCUAAUGAAAUGGAUCAAGUAUCAUCAGAUUCACUGUGGUGGAAAACCUUGAGGGAAAUGAAUAUGGCAUCUUCCCAAGGAAACACAUCUUUCCCCUCUUACUUUUAAAAUCAGGAAUGAUGACUGGCUAAAAAGUAACAACCAAAAAUAUAUAGCUUGUCUUACACCGACAACCAAUUAAAAAAUAUGAAAAGAUCCCAUUCCCAACAUCAUCAAGAAAAGUGGCUCUCCUAGGAAUAAACUUAAGUGUUACACAGGAUUUAUAUGGAGAAAGAAAUCUCCACUGAGGGCCACAAAAGGAAAAAUAAAUGGGGAGAGAGGGAAACCUUGUUCUUGGAUAGGAAGACUCAUGAAGAUCCUCCCUCUACGUAAAUUUACUUCCCUUUCAUUUUGGACACCAAGCAUGUAUCCCUUUUGUAAAGAGGAUAAACAAUAAAGAUUUCCUUAGAAA
Molecule: messenger RNA, 3174 nt
Organism: Neogale vison (American mink)
Lineage: Eukaryota; Metazoa; Chordata; Mammalia; Carnivora; Mustelidae
Gene: ZNF23
Product: zinc finger protein 23
Exons: 6
Coding region: 565-2697 (710 amino acids)
Biological process (GO): negative regulation of transcription by RNA polymerase II
Molecular function (GO): RNA polymerase II cis-regulatory region sequence-specific DNA binding; DNA-binding transcription repressor activity, RNA polymerase II-specific
Source: RefSeq, a predicted model, not a curated record